This is a messenger RNA of Strongyloides ratti, 1164 nucleotides long. RefSeq lists its product as hypothetical. The transcript has 4 exons. The record is from RefSeq and is a predicted model, not a curated record. The coding region runs from base 1 to 1164 and encodes 387 amino acids. NCBI's taxonomy places the organism in Eukaryota, Metazoa, Nematoda, Chromadorea, Rhabditida, Strongyloididae.
AUGCCAAUUGAAGAAAUCAGUCAUAUCACCGAAGAUGUUUUAUCUUACAUGUGUACAUUAGCCGUUCAAAAAUGUUCUAAAAAAUCAGAAAAGAAAAAAGCUGCAUGUGGUGGGGAAGCUAUGAGAAAAAGAUUAUUAAUAAAAAAUUUUGUGGCUUUUCUUCUUAAACAAGAAACAAUUUUGAAACAAAAAAAAGAAAAAAUGAUAAUAGAUGAUAGUAAAGCUAAUGAAACAGAGGAAUAUGAUUUUGAUGAAGAAUCAUGUACUGAUGGAUACAUUGGAAAUGAACAUCUAGGUCUUUAUGGUAGUAGUGAUUCUUCUAAUCACCCUCAUCCUGAGUUGGAUGACGAGGAGAUUGAUGAGGAUAGUUAUGAGGAUGAUGAAAAACGUCUGUUGUCGGAUGAUGAAAUGUCUGAAAAUUCCUGUCCUGAAGUCCAUGAUUCUAUGUUUAAUUUUGGUAAUUAUAUGGAUGGGAAUAAUGUUAUGUCUGAUAACUGGGAAGAUACUAACAAAUUAACUGGACACAAAUAUCCAUUUUUAUUAUCUGGAGAAGAAAAUCAUGAUCAAUUUUCAUCUCCAUAUUCUUGUAUGACAAGUUCCUAUAAUGAUCGUACUACUAUUCAUGUUGAUAAUAAUUCUGAUUGCCUAUUUGAUGAUCUCUCAGUAAAUGAUAAUUUAGGAACUAAAAAUACAGUAUUUGAAGAUGAUUCUGGUUUUUAUAAAAAACAAGUGAAAGAUGAUUAUUCCUUAAAUAAUCUUGAGAAUAUAUCUUAUUCACCACCAUGUAUGUCUCCUUUACGAACUUCUAAUUGUCGAUUCGAAGGAUCAUUCCGUCGUUUAUAUACGGAUCUUGAUACAAUGAAUACUGUAGUCGAAGAAGGAAAUUAUAUGUUGAAUGAGAGAAUUGAUGAAAAUUUAAAUGUGCAAACGGAACAUCUUCAUGAGGAUUUUUCUAAUAAUAUUAAUAUAAAUUCAAAUUAUUCUAAUUUAACGGAUUUUGAUUCGGAGUUUUCUUCUCCGAUUCCCCAAACUCGGAAAAGGUCAAUGAGUGAACGUUUUUAUACAGAGGACGAUUACACUAUUGGCAAUUCUUCUCUUAAUUAUAUGAUGCUCAAUUCCUCUCCAAAGAGACUUAAAUUUUUGAUAAGGAUUUCUUUGUCAUAG